Messenger RNA from Pieris rapae (cabbage white), 998 nucleotides. RefSeq names its product 2-iminobutanoate/2-iminopropanoate deaminase (gene UK114). The record is from RefSeq and is a predicted model, not a curated record. Gene Ontology annotation, molecular function: deaminase activity. NCBI's taxonomy places the organism in Eukaryota, Metazoa, Arthropoda, Insecta, Lepidoptera, Pieridae. The transcript has 3 exons. Bases 336 to 794 code for a protein of 152 amino acids. Gene Ontology annotation, cellular component: cytosol.
AAAGCUAGGGGACCGUACAUGAAAUUGUAAUGGCAGUGAUAUAAUGAAAUUGCUAAAUAUAUUAGACAAUAACAAUACAGCUGUAGUAGACGGUGUUUCAAACGAUAUAUUAUAGCAAAGCAUUCUUCUGGUCUGUGUAUAUAAGUAGUUCUAAUGUCCAUAAAAACCUUUACCUUAUUUAAUAACAGCUUGUAAUUUUUGUACGAUAUUUUAAUGUGACACCAAACAUCAUCAAAAUUAAUUCAUGACAGUAGUCAAAUUUUUAUUCAUAUUAUUUAAAUUACGGUAUCAGAAUAAAGUAAACCAAUAGACGUGCAGUAUAACGAGUAACUAAAAUGACCACAAUCGUUGGAUCUGACUCGCACAAAGUAACCAAAACUAUCGUGACUUCUCCGGAAAUUUAUAAACCCGUUGGACCAUACAGCCAAGCAAUCCUAUCUGGCAAAACUCUAUAUAUAUCUGGAGUCCUCGGGUUGGAUCAACAAGCUCAAUUAGUCUGCGGCGGUGCUGAAGCUCAAGCUAAACAAGCACUGGACAAUAUGAAGCACAUUUUAGAAGCUGGAGGGUCGUCAUUACCAGGCGUCAUUAAGACCACUAUUCUUUUGGCCAAUUUAGACGACUUUCAAGUAGUUAAUCAAAUAUAUGCCCAAUAUUUUCCUAAGGACCCCCCGGCGCGUGCCACGUAUCAGGUGGCCAGGUUACCGCUCGGAGCAGCUGUUGAAAUCGAAGCCAUUGCCCUCAGCGGGGACCUAGUAAUUGCUGAAGCAGGCCCGUGUCCCUGUGCUCGCCUAUAAUUUUAAACUUGCCUUGUUUUGAUUUAUGUAUUCGCUGUAAUUGUUCAUACAUUUUUUCGUAUCGUUCGUAUUAAACCAAAAAUAUGCUUUACAAAAUUCUUAUUAAAUGUAUUUAAAAAUUAAAUUUUUUGCUUAUGUGUAAUGUGUCGCUCAGUGUGAGUAGUAACAGUAGUGGUUUCAGCGUGCGACUCUCAACUAGGUGGU